Messenger RNA from Calypte anna (Anna's hummingbird), 4560 nucleotides. It is a transcript of the gene ARHGEF10L, whose product is annotated as Rho guanine nucleotide exchange factor 10 like. Gene Ontology annotation, cellular component: cytosol. Gene Ontology annotation, biological process: SREBP signaling pathway; actin cytoskeleton organization; positive regulation of stress fiber assembly. The transcript is spliced from 29 exons. The record is from RefSeq and is a predicted model, not a curated record. Gene Ontology annotation, molecular function: guanyl-nucleotide exchange factor activity; protein binding. Bases 267 to 3998 code for a protein of 1243 amino acids. Lineage: Eukaryota; Metazoa; Chordata; Aves; Apodiformes; Trochilidae.
UCCGGCUGCCAGCCCUUGGCUCCCGGGAUCUUAGGCUGGUUGGGUGACAACUGGGACACCCCCGUGGCCACCUCGUUUAUCUGAGGGACAUUGAUUGGGAUUUUUUCCCCUUGGCUUGGCCUUGGGAUUGGUUUUGUUUGGCCCCCCCCCCCCCCUCCUCGCCGGGGGCCUGGGCGGCCGAUGAGGACACAAAGCCGGAGGAGACGCGGCCUUCCCAGGAAAGCCUCAGGGAAGGGCCCGGGUGAAGCCUCUGCCCCCCCUGUGCCAUGGCUUCCUCUGAGCUGCCCCCCCAGCCUGCAGUAGGUGCCCCGGAGCCCCCCAGCCCCCUGCCCCGGGGAGUGCAGGACUUGGCUGAAGCCUUCGCCUUCCCAGACAGCGAAGAGGAGGAUGAGGAGGAAGAGGAAGAAGAUUCUGUGGCUGAGACCCUGCUGCAGGCCCCCCCUCGCAGGAGACGUGCUGCCAGCUCUGCCCUGGAUGGGAUGGUGCCAGACACCCAGGAAGGGCUGCCAGUGGGGGUCAGCAAUGGGGUCCCUGAUGGAGCCCCCCCAGGUGGUGCUCAGACCUGGAAGAGGAAAAGCAGCCGCCGAGGUGAACGCUUUGAGUUCCCAGCUGUGGAGGAUGAUGUGAUCUAUGAUGAUGUCCCCUGUGAAGCCCUGGAUGCUGAGCAGGAUGCAGGCCCAGGGCAGGAGCAGAACCUGAUCUAUGAGGAGGUGCAGCCCGGGCAGGGGCCCCGGGGCAGUGAGGAUUUGGGUUGGAGCUCCAGUGAGUUUGAGAGCUACAGUGAGGAUUCUGGUGAGGAAACCAAGGCAGAAGCUGAGCCAGCCAAGCUCCGGGCAUCCUUCCAGCCCAAGAUGACCCAACUGAUGAAAGCUGCCAAAAGUGGCACCAAGGAUGGUUUGGAGAAGACCAAGAUUGCUGUGAUGAGGAAGGUGACCUUCCUGCACCGGAAAGAGGCACCAGGGGAUGGGGAGCAGAGGAGGAGGAGGAGGGAGGUGGAAAAGCAGCCGCCCGCCCGGCGGAGCUCAAGGGUCUCCCUGGAGCAGCACGGGGGAGGGGACUCGGAGGAGGAGGACACGGGGUUCCUGGAGGUCACAGUCUCUGAUAUGAAGCACCCACCACCAGAGCUGGGCCCCAUGCCUGAGGGGCUGAGCCCACAGCAGGUGGUCCGACGGCACAUCCUGGGGUCCAUCGUGCAGAGCGAGCGGAGCUACGUGGAGUCCUUGAAACGCAUCCUGCAGGAUUACAGGAACCCACUGCUGGAGAUGGAGCCCAAGGUGCUGAGUGCUCGGAAGUGCCAGGUGGUGUUUUUCCGCCUGAAGGAGAUCCUGCAGUGCCACUCCAUGUUCCAGAUCGCCCUCGCCUCCCGCGUGGCCGAGUGGGACACAGCUGAGAAGAUUGGGGACCUCUUUGUGGCUUCAUUCUCCAAGUCAAUGGUGCUGGAUGUCUACAGUGACUAUGUCAACAACUUCACCACUGCCAUGUCCCUCAUCAAGAAGGCUUGUCUCACCAAACCUGCCUUCCUCGACUUCCUCAAGAAGAGGCAGAUGGCCAGCGCCGACCGGGUGACGCUCUACGGGCUGAUGGUGAAGCCCAUCCAGAGGUUCCCCCAGUUCAUCCUCCUCCUGCAGGACAUGUUGAAAAACACCCCCAAGGGCCAUGCUGACCGCCUGUCCCUCCAGUUGGCCCUCACUGAGCUGGAGACCUUGGCAGAGAAGCUCAACGAGCAGAAGCGUUUGGCCGACCAAGUGGCUGAAAUCCAACAGCUCUGCAAGAGCAUCAGUGACCGCAGCAGCCUCAACAAACUGCUGAGCUCGGGGCAGCGGCAGCUCCUGCUCUGCGAGACGCUGACAGAGACAGUGUAUGGUGACAGGGGACAACUCAUCAAGUCCAAGGAACGGAAGGUUUUCCUGCUCAACGACAUGCUGGUCUGUGCCAACAUCAACUUCAAGCCAGUGGACUUAGGAGGCCAGCUGGAAAUUAGCAGCCUGGUGCCCCUUGGUCCCAAAUACGUCGUGAAGUGGAGCACGGCCCUCCCACAGGUGCAGGUGGUGGAAGUGGGGCAGGAGAGUGGUGCCUAUGACAAGGACAACAUCAUCAUCCACAACGCCGGGGCCAAGAAGCACCCGCCAGCUGGGCAGGCUUCACACAAUAAAGUCUACCUGGGGCCACCGCGGCUCUUCCAGGAGCUGCAGGACCUGCAGAAGGACCUGGCAGUGGUGGAGCAGAUCACCCUACUCAUCAGCACCUUGCAUGGCACUUACCAGAACCUGAACAUGACAGUGGCCCAGGACUGGUGCUUGGCCCUGCAGAGGAUGAUGAAGGUGAAGGAGGAGGAGAUCCACUCCGCCAACAAGUGCCGCCUCCGUCUCCUGCUGCCCGGGAAGCCGGAUAAAUCUGGCCGCCCCAUCAGUGUCAUGGUAGUUUUCAUCACCCCAAACCCCCUGAGCAAGAUCUCCUGGGUCAACCGCCUGCACUUGGCCAAGAUAGGGCUACGGGAAGAGAACCAGCCAGGCUGGCUCUGUCCUGAUGAGGACAAGAAGAGCAAAGCUCCUUUCUGGUGCCCCAUCCUCUCCUGCCACAUGCCUGCCUUCUCCUCCAAAGCCCUGGAUCUGCAGCUGGGUGCUGCUGUGCACAACCCCGUGCAGUCCUCACUCUUGGGCUUCUCCGCCGUCAGCACCUCCCUGCCGCAAGGCUACCUCUGGGUUGGGGGAGGCCAGGAAGGCGCAGGGGGGCAAGUAGAGAUUUUCUCCCUCAACCGCGCCGUGCCGCGGACGGUCAAAUCCUUCCCGGUGGCUUCCCCGGUGCUGUGCAUGGAAUAUAUCCCUGAGGGAGAACCACCUGAGUCCCAGCUGAGCACGGAGCAGCCCCCAGCAUCCCCACAUCCCACCGUGUGCUUGGGAUUGCAGGAUGGCAGCAUCUUGGUCUAUGGCAGUGUGGACACAGGGACCCAGUGUUUGCUGACCUGCAAAAGCCCAGCCCUGCAGCCUGUCCUCUGCCUGAAGCACACCUCUGAGUUCCUCUUUGCAGGGCUGCAGGAUGGGACCGUGGCUGCCUACCCCAGGAGCAAUGGGGGGCUGUGGGACCCCCAGGUCCAUCCCACCCGCCUGGCCGUGGGCACCAGCCCCAUCCGAGCCCUCCUGACCCUGGAUGAGACCCUCUGGGCCAGCUGUGCCAACCAGGUCACUGUCCUGGAUGCCACCACCCUCCGCACCCAGCAAACCUUUGAGGCCCACCCAGAGGUGGGAGCCAGUGUCACCCACAUGAUCAAGGCAGGCAGUGGGGUCUGGAUGGCCUUUGCCUCGGGCUCCUCCAUCCGCCUCUUCCACACGGAGACCCUGGAGCACCUGCAGGAGAUCAACAUUGCCACCAAGACCACCUUUGUCCUGCCAGGUCAGAAACACGUGCGGGUCACCAGCCUCCUCAUCUGCCAGGGCUCCCUCUGGGUGGGCACCGACCUGGGCAUCAUCGUUCUGCUGCCUGUGCCACGCCUGGAGGGCAUCCCCAAAAUCACCGGAAAAGGCAUGGUGUCCCUCAACGGGCACGGUGGCCCCGUGGAGUUUUUAGCGGUGGCGCUGAGCACCCUGGCACCCGAUGUCCUAAAGGGCGACCAGGAUGAGGAAGAGGAGGGUGAAGAAGAGAAACCCCCCGACCUGGUGGAAAACCCCCCACCUCGAGAAAUGAGAAAAAAAGGGAUUUUAUUGCAAUACCGACUCCGUUCCACCUCUCACCUCCCUGGGCAGCUGCUGUCGGUGCGCGAAGCGCCGGCGGGCGCGGUGCCGGCCCACACCGAAGAAGAUGGCUCCAUCUACGAGAUGGCCGACGACCCCGACGUGUGGGUCCGGAGUCGUCCUUGCAGCCGGGACACGCCCCGCAAGGAGAUCUCCUCGGUGGCCAUCGUUUCAGGGGGACGGGGCUACCGAAACUUCAACUCGGAGUCGCCGCGCCGGGGCGAUGCCGACAGCACCCUCCUCAUCUGGCAGGUCCCACUGAUGCUAUAGCACCUACCUCAACACAAAGCCACCCAAAAGCUACCAGGGGUGGUCCUGCCCGGGGUGCAUCACCCUUUAUUAUUCUUUUUAAGGUGGAUAAAACUGAAAAACGGGCUUUUUUUUUUUUUUUUUCCCCCUCCCGCCGCUGUGGGGACAGGGGGUUUUGUUUUUAUCUGCAACCUCCCUGCUGGCUUUGGAGGUGCUGAAGGUGUCGUGUGUGUCUGCGUGUGAAUAUCUAUAUAUAUAUAUAAAUAGAAAUAUAUAUAUAUAUAAAUAUGAUGUAUAUUAUUACCUGUAUAAAGGAAUCUGUAUAUAUUGGGGCACUUGGAGGGGCAGAAUCAGCGGCUCAGCGGGCGCCAGCUGCGCCAAAAUGGGUUUUUUGUUGUUGUUGUUGUUGUUGCAAUAGCCAAUUUAUUUUAUUUUAUUUUUUUCGACUGUGAAUUUGAGGAUAUUUGGUACACAAAAAAAAAAAAAAAAAAAGAAAAAGAAAAAAAAAAAAUCCCCUGGUUUGGGGAGCUGAGUAUGAGGAAAGGAAAUUUGGGGAGCAUGGAAAUAAAUCCUAGAGGAAUCG